UCAAUGAUUCACUGUGGUGAGACAAGAGAGGAUAUCGACGCUGCGGCCAUGAAUUACAUGAGAAAUUUCUGAGCUCUUGAAUGAACAUGCGCACCUCAGGUCCGGGAAUAGCGUUCUACAUCCUCAUUCUUUCCUCCACUCCGCAUCUAAUCUCCGGUAUAAAUGUUUCCUGGAGGCAACCAGCAACUCCCGAUCACAGUCGUGUUGCGGCUGCCAGGCGCGUCAGGGAUGUAAACAGACCCGCACCUAUCAACUGCAGACUGGGGAGCUGGUCGCCUUGGACCGCAUGUGAUUCAUGCACCGACAAGAAGUUUCGUUUCAGACACAUGGAGAGGCCAUCACAGUUUGGUGGGUCGGUGUGUUAUGAGACCCUGUGGGAGACACUGGGGUGUCCUGCUGCUACCACACAGUGCCUGGUGCCGGACUACUGCGGCCAGAGCUUCACCUGCAGAGAAACAGGACGAUGCAUCAGCAAGACUCUUCGCUGUAAUGGAGAGCCCGACUGUGACGACUUCUCUGAUGAAGACAACUGUGAGAGCUUCAACCAGAGGCGAGACAAGUGCUCCAGUCUGCUGAGCAUCCCAGGAGCAGAACAGGGGACUCAGGGCUACAACGCUCUGACGGGGGAGUUUGUGGACCGAGUGAUUGACCCCCUGUAUUUCGGGGGACGUUGCGAGUACGUCUACAAUGGUGAAUGGAGGAAGUUUGUCUAUGACGCCUUCUGUGAGAACCUGCACUACAACGAAGACGAGAAGAACUACAGGAAACCGUACAACUACCAUUCCUACCGUUUUGUGGCUGAAGCUUCGUCUGAAGGCUCACAGGAAUACUUCCAGGACAUGGUGAGCUUGCUGAAAGCUCGGAAGACCAUGAGGUCAUCAAAUAUCGGGGUCUCAUUUGGAAUCUAUUAUGUGCAAGUGGGACUGAGUAUGAGCAAGGAGAUGGAGUUUCUGAGAAACGUCUCGCAGUAUAGAAGCCAGGAACUUGGGUUCAUCCGGCUUCUAUCCAAAGUCCACACGGCUCACUUCAAGAUCCGAAGCGAUCAGUUGAUGCUUCAUGAGGAUUUCUACAUGUCUCUGAUGGAGCUGCCGGAGCAGUACGAUUUCGGGAUGUACUCCAACUUCUUGAACACCUUCGGCACGCACUACGUCACGGAGGGAAUAAUGGGCGGCGCUCUGGAAUACGUCGUGGUGGUCAACAAAACCUCCCUGGCAGAGUCAAAAAUUGAGAUGAAGCUGGCUGGUCGAUGUCUCGGCGCUUCCCUCGGUCUGAGUUACUCUUCAGGCAACUACGAACGUUUGGAGCUCUCAGUGGGAGGCAAAGUCUGCAAGACGAGUGGCACCAACACGGAAGCGGAUGACUCCGGCUCCGCUGAGAUCCAGGACAUCAUCACUUUAGUGAAAGGAGGAAACUUGGUGAGUAGUGGUGGACUUCUGGCCAUCAGGAACGUUGAAACCUACAGGAAAUGGGGGGCAUCGAUCAAAUACAACCCAGCGCUGGUGGAAUAUGAGACGUUGCCAAUUUAUGAGCUUGUGCGACGGAGCACAGCCGCUGAUCACGUUGGGGCCCGACUGAGCAACCUAGAGCGAGCCUGGGAGGAAUACAUGGGGCACUUUCACCCUUGUCGCUGCGCUCCCUGCCGGCACAACGGCAUCCCCGUGCUCACUGGAACGUCCUGCAGCUGUAUUUGCCAACCUGGCUACAUGGGCCACGCCUGUGAGGAGACUCGAAGAUCAGACACCAGAACUGAUGGGUCGUGGUCUUGCUGGGGCGCUUGGUCCACUUGUGCAUCAGGGAAGAAACGUCGCAGCAGAAACUGCAACAACCCUGCACCUGACGGGGGCGGGGCUAACUGUUUAGGCUCCUCCUCCCAGACCAAAGGGUGUUAAAUGGAUGCGAGAGUGAAGCUUGCUCUGCAAACUUUCUCAGCCUGCUGAUGCUUCACAUAGAAAUUUUCCAGAGGCAUUUCUCAAUAUACUUGACAAGAAUUUAAAGGAAUUUCCUUGCCAUUUAAUUUUGUCUUUUUUAAAAAUUAUGCAGCAAGAAUUUGUUCACGCUCUUUUAUUUUCUUAAUGAGUCA
Molecule: messenger RNA, 2080 nt
Organism: Synchiropus splendidus (mandarinfish)
Lineage: Eukaryota; Metazoa; Chordata; Actinopteri; Syngnathiformes; Callionymidae
Gene: c8a
Product: complement component 8, alpha polypeptide
Exons: 11
Coding region: 81-1889 (602 amino acids)
Biological process (GO): immune response
Cellular component (GO): membrane attack complex
Molecular function (GO): protein binding
Source: RefSeq, a predicted model, not a curated record